Messenger RNA from Culicoides brevitarsis, 1916 nucleotides. RefSeq names its product dolichyl-diphosphooligosaccharide--protein glycosyltransferase subunit 1. Lineage: Eukaryota; Metazoa; Arthropoda; Insecta; Diptera; Ceratopogonidae. Gene Ontology annotation, cellular component: oligosaccharyltransferase complex; membrane. The coding region runs from base 96 to 1466 and encodes 456 amino acids. The transcript has a single exon. The record is from RefSeq and is a predicted model, not a curated record.
CAAGUGACACCCCGAAAGAAAAUCAGCUAUCGUCACCUAUUUCCUUUUGCUCUUCUCGCUGCAAAAAAAUCACAAAAUUUUACGCCGGACUCACGAUGAAAGUGAAAUUCUCCAUUCUCUGCGCCCUCGCAGGCAUUUGCAUGUCGCUCGCAGCGAGCGUCGAUCCCGAAAUCCAAAAUAAGAAUGUGGACCGUACCAUUGACAUCAGCUCGCAACUCGUAAAAAUCAAUUACAAAAUAACGCUGGAGCACAAACAGGGCAAAAACAUCCAAAAUUACGUUUUUGUCGUGCCGGAUGCGGAACGGCAGCAUUUGUCAUUCAUCUCGGUGAAGGAUACGCAAAAGAAGGAGUUGAAAACGACAGAAAGCAAAAGUCCUCAAGGCACGGAGUUUAUCUUUUCCUUUGGAGCGUCGCCGAAUCCCGUGGUGUACAUCGAAACGGUUUACACGAAGUUUUUGGAGCCAUAUCCGGCACAAAUUACGCAGGCAGACAAACAAUUGGUUCGCUACUAUGGCAACGCUUACUUCUAUUCGCCCUACAAGACCUUGACCCAGAAGACAACGAUCCAUUUGGCAUCGCGUCAUGUCGAAAGUUUCACGCAAGUGAAGCCUUCCACGCAUUCCGACACCCAAAUCACGUAUGGAGCGUAUGAUAAUGUCGAGCCAUUUGCCACGGAACCAAUUGUCGUGCAUUACGAGAACCAUUCGCCCUUUUUGACAGUCACCCGAUUGCAACGUUGGAUCGAAGUAUCGCAUUGGGGCAACAUCGCGGUCGAAGAAACCUUGGAAAUUGUGCAUGCUGGAGCGAAAUUGAAGGGAUCCUUCUCACGAUAUGACUACCAAAAAGACACACGUGGCUCCCAACCGAGUGUCAAGUCGUACAAAACGAUUCUCCCGUCAUCCGCAACUGGCGUCUAUUAUCGCGACAUGAACGGAAACAUCUCAACCUCGGCGAUGCGCAUCCUAAAAGACAGUGUUGAGUUGGAUUUACGUCCCCGAUUCCCCUUGUUCGGCGGAUGGAAGACCCAAUACACUUUGGGCUAUAAUGUACCCAGUUUCGAGUAUCUUUUCCAAAACGGCGACAAUUACAUGCUGAAAAUGCGUUUAAUUGAUCACAUUUUCGACGAUAUGGUUGUCGACGAGAUCGUCACAAAAGUCGUUUUGCCCGAGGGCAGCACAAAUAUCAAACUCAUCACGCCAUAUUCCGUGCAACGUUUGCCCGAUGCGCUGCAUUACACGUACUUGGAUACCUUUGGACGUCCCGUUAUCUCGUUCACGAAGAAAAAUCUCGUCGAAAAUCACAUCAACGACUUCAACCUGAAAUAUACAUUCCCCAAAGUGAUGUUGCUGCAAGAACCGCUGCUCGUUGUCGGCUUCUUGUAUGCCAUCUUCUUGGUUGUGAUCAUCUGGAUGCGACUCGAUUUCUCCAUCAUCAAGCAACAGGAGCAGCAUGCGCACAAGGAAUAGGAUCGGAGACGAUUUCCGUUCGUGCAUUAUUGCAACACAAGAUCUCGUGCAACUACAACUAACAGCUCAUCUACGGAAACUACCGAGGAACCAAUUAUUACCUAUCAUGACGGAAACGACGGAAACAAUUAUAUCAGAAGCAACGUUUAAAAUAUCAGAGAAACGAUCUCCUCCUGUCUUCGACUUCAACUUCUUCUACUUUUAUCGGCAUUUAACAUUCGCAAUUAGUUAACAACGUUUUGUGCUAAAAAAAAAAUAAUUAGAUUUAAAAUCCAGUUAGACACGCCGCGCGCUGCAAUUGAGUCACAUUCACCAAAAAUUUAAUAUUCACAUGCAUUUCUCUCGUUUAAUUAGUUUUUUGUGUCUUGUUUUUUGUAUAAAAAAUAAAUUGAAAAAAAUAAUGAGUACAGACUUUACAUACAAGUUAAGGAUUUAAUUAAAAAUAAAAAU